Molecule: messenger RNA, 357 nt
Organism: Phanerochaete carnosa HHB-10118-sp
Lineage: Eukaryota; Fungi; Basidiomycota; Agaricomycetes; Polyporales; Phanerochaetaceae
Exons: 5
Coding region: 1-357 (118 amino acids)
Biological process (GO): tRNA splicing, via endonucleolytic cleavage and ligation
Molecular function (GO): nucleic acid binding
Source: RefSeq, a predicted model, not a curated record
AUGGAGGGACACCCAUCGUACCAAGAGCUCUCAGGGAUUGCGCAAAAGUAUCCGCAAACGGCUGGGUCACUCUUCCAGACGUACAACGACUUGAAGCUAGCGCAACAGUGGGAAGACCUCGAGGUGCUCGACGUCCCAGCCUGUGCGCGCGGUGCGUUCAAGGGCCGACGGCCAAAAACUGACAACACGCUGUACGUCGUCCCCUGCUCGCUGGCCGAGUCGUUGAGCAUCGAGUGGUUUCACCAGGCAUUCAGCGACCUUGGGAGGCCGCCGCACAUUUACCUCGCGAUCUGUGCAGAGGACUCGAAUAUUGUAUACUACAAGCUGAGCCCCGGAAUCAUAAAACCCCCGGUCUAA